Charadrius vociferus (killdeer) is the source of this 2713-nucleotide messenger RNA. It is a transcript of the gene ABR, whose product is annotated as active BCR-related. The record is from RefSeq and is a predicted model, not a curated record. Gene Ontology annotation, biological process: positive regulation of GTPase activity; intracellular signal transduction. NCBI's taxonomy places the organism in Eukaryota, Metazoa, Chordata, Aves, Charadriiformes, Charadriidae. Gene Ontology annotation, cellular component: membrane. Gene Ontology annotation, molecular function: guanyl-nucleotide exchange factor activity; GTPase activator activity.
UAUGGUGCGGACGAGUACGACGCCGAGGGCAACGAGGAGCCCAAAGCGCUGCCAGAGGGCUCGGAAACCAUGCCCUACAUCGAUGAGUCGCCCACCAUGUCACCCCAGCUCAGCGCCCGCGGCCAGGAGAGCGGGGACGGUAUCUCGCCCACCCCCACCGAUGGCCUCGGCACAGGGGGUGAGCGAGAUGCUGGCAAAGGCCUGGAGAUGCGGAAGCUGGUUCUCUCUGGUUUCCUGGCCAGCGAGGAGAUCUACAUCAACCAGCUGGAGGCCCUCUUGUUGCCUAUGAAGCCACUGAAGGCCACAGCCACUACGUCGCAGCCUGUCCUCACUCUCCAGCAGAUCGAGACGAUUUUCUACAAGAUCCAGGACAUCUACGAGAUCCACAAGGAGUUCUACGACAGCCUGUGCCCAAAGGUGCAGCAAUGGGACAGCAAUGUCACCAUGGGCCACCUCUUCCAGAAGCUGGCCAGCCAGCUGGGGGUCUACAAGGCCUUUGUGGACAACUACAAAAUCGCACUGGAGACAGCGGAGAAGUGCAGCCAGAGCAACUACCAGUUCCAGAAGAUCUCGGAGGAGCUGAAGGUGAAGGGCCCCAAGGACUCGAAGGAGAGCCACACGUCCGUCACCAUGGAGGCGCUCCUGUACAAACCCAUUGACCGGGUGACGCGGAGCACCCUCGUCCUGCACGACCUCCUUAAGCACACCCCAGCCGACCACCCCGACUACCCGCUGCUCCAGGAUGCCCUCCGCAUCUCACAGAACUUCCUCUCCAGCAUCAAUGAGGACAUCGAUCCCCGGAGGACAGCGGUCACCACCCCCAAGGGGGAGACCCGGCAGCUUGUCAAGGACGGCUUCUUGGUGGAGCUGUCAGAGGGCUCGCGGAAGCUGCGGCACGUCUUCCUCUUCACCGAUGUGCUGCUCUGCGCCAAGCUGAAGAAGACGGCGGUGGGGAAGCACCAGCAGUACGACUGCAAGUGGUACGUGCCCCUGGCCGACCUGGUGUUCCCCUCGCCGGAGGAGUCAGAGCACUGCCCGCAGGUCCACGUCAUCCCCGACCAUGAGCUGGAGGACAUGAAGAUGAAGAUCUCGGCCAUCAAGAGCGAGGUGCAGAAGGAGAAAGCCAACAAGGGGCAGAGCCGAGCCAUCGAGCGCCUCAAGAAGAAGAUGUUUGAGAAUGAGUUGCUCCUCACCCCCCCUGCCAUCCCCUUCCGCAUCCACAACCGCAACGGGAAGAGCUACCUCUUCCUGCUGUCCUCCGACUACGAGAGGUCCGAGUGGAGGGAGGCCAUUCAGAAACUGCAGAAAAAAGACCUCCAGGCCUUUGUCCUGAGCUCGGUGGAGCUGCAGGUGCUCACGGGAUCCUGCUUCAAGCUACGCACCGUCCACAACAUCCCGGUCACCAGCAAUAAGGACGAUGACGAGUCCCCCGGGCUCUACGGGUUCCUGCACGUCAUCGUCCACUCCGCCAAGGGCUUCAAGCAGUCUGCCAACCUUUACUGCACGCUGGAGGUGGACUCCUUCGGCUACUUUGUCAGCAAAGCCAAGACCAGGGUUUUUCGGGACACCACCGAACCGCAGUGGAAUGAGGAAUUCGAGAUUGAGCUGGAGGGCUCCCAGUCCCUGCGCAUCCUCUGCUACGAGAAGUGCUACGACAAGACCAAGCUCAACAAGGACAACAACGAGAUCGUGGACAAGAUCAUGGGCAAGGGGCAGAUUCAGCUGUAUCCCCAGUGCGUGGCCCGGAGGUCCUGGCAUUUGAAGCUGGUUGAGCGCCGAGGUAUCAAGGUGGAGUUCUCCAUGAAGUUCACAAGCAGAGACAUGAGCCUGAAGAGGACCCCAUCCAAAAAGCAAACUGGUGUCUUCGGAGUUAAAAUCAGCGUUGUGACAAAGCGCGAGCGCUCCAAGGUGCCUUACAUCGUGCGCCAGUGCAUCGAGGAGGUGGAGAAGAGGGGCAUCGAAGAGGUCGGCAUCUACAGGAUCUCUGGUGUUGCCACUGACAUCCAGGCGUUGAAAGCUGUCUUCGAUGCAAAUAACAAGGACAUCCUGGUGAUGCUGAGCGACAUGGACAUCAAUGCUAUCGCCGGCACGCUGAAGCUGUACUUCCGCGAGCUGCCCGAGCCCCUGCUCACUGACAGACUCUACCCCGCCUUCAUGGAGGGGAUCGCCCUCUCGGAUCCUGCUGCCAAGGAGAACUGCAUGAUGCACCUUCUCCGCUCGCUGCCUGACCCCAACCUCAUCACCUUCCUCUUCCUGCUGGAGCACUUGAAAAGGGUGGCUGAAAAGGAGCCCAUCAACAAAAUGUCUCUCCACAACCUGGCCACGGUCUUUGGGCCGACACUGCUGAGACCCUCAGAGGUGGAGAGCAAGGCACACCUCACCCUGGCCUCCGACAUCUGGUCCCACGAUGUGAUGGCCCAGGUCCAGGUCCUUCUCUACUACCUGCAGCAUCCUCCCAUCUCCUUCACCGAGCUGAAACGCAACACGCUUUACUUCUCCACGGACGUGUAGCCUGCAGGGAGAAGGCACCAGCUGCAAACACUCCCAGCUCCCUGCUGGGGGACACAGACUGGAUCGCAGCCCCCCCCACCUCCAGGGAGACCGGCCCGGACCCAGGACGGUGCCGCCUGCAGCUCCUGUACAAUCGCGUACCGGUGACCCGGUCCCACGCCAGGCGCCAUUGCCUCUCUGUAAAGUAGUCGUGUCUUAUGUC